GUUGAACGUGAAUCAAUAGAUUUAGUACAUAAGACUUUAUCAGUGUAUAAUAAGGAGAUGUUAUGUUCAGCCGGAAUUUUAGCUCGUAUAGUGUAUGACGAUGAAAUGAAUCAAAUUUCAAGGCUAUGUAUGGAUAUUGACCCAAAAUUAUUAAACUCUGAUGAUAAACAAGAUAAAGAAGGUUUUGAAUAUUUACAGGAAUGUUCUGUGCACAUUUUACAACACUUUACAUUCAAAACAAGCACGCCUAAUAAUAUGGUUGCAAAGAUCAUUGAAUCUCAAUUUUUUGACUGCACAAAAAAAUCGCUACAAAUUUUAUCUACUCAUGGUGUUCUGCCAAUUAAUUCCGUGCGACUUCCAAAUAAAGAGGUGGUUUCAUUUAUUCAAACAAUUCCUAUGGUCCCAUUCUCAUUGUUUACCGAGUGUUCGGAAUUUUUCACAAUAGCAAAAGAUGUUCUGAAAUGCAUUAGUGAGAUUUCAAUCGAUGAUGUGUUUGAGGAACUAGAAAGACGUCGAUUAAAUGACGAAGAAUUAUCAGAUUUGUUCAAGUGGUGGAUAGGGUACCGUUCCAAAAACUAUAUAACCGAUGAACAAUUUCGUAAAUUUAUGCGCCUCGUUUCUAUAGGAGACGAUCUUACACCUCUUAAUCAUAUUUGCUACUUCUUAAACCCACAUGUUAUUCCACCAACUAUUGAAGUUCCACCAAAUGUUUUACCUUACUCUAUUA
Messenger RNA from Entrophospora candida, 727 nucleotides. Lineage: Eukaryota; Fungi; Glomeromycota; Glomeromycetes; Entrophosporales; Entrophosporaceae. The record is from the annotation of a GenBank genome assembly.